AUGGCAGAAGAUGACAUAUAUACACAAGACGGGACCAUUACCAUCUCCAAAAAACCUGCCAACAAGAAAAAGACUGGAAACUGGAAAGCUUGCUAUUUUAUUCUUGGAAACGAAUGUUGUGAGAGAUUGGCAUACUAUGGUAUGAGUACAAACCUGGUGAACUAUCUUCAGGAACGUUUCAACCAGGGAAAUGUAACUGCUGCAAAUAAUGUCACAACCUGGUCAGGCACGUGCUACAUCACACCAUUGAUUGGAGCGUUUCUAGCUGAUUCAUACUUAGGAAGAUAUUGGACAAUUGCCAGUUUCUCAGUACUCUAUGCCGUUGGGAUGAUACUUUUAACACUGUCUGCUGCUGCCCCUGGGAUAAAGCCAUUAUGUGAUGGUAAUGGUUGUCAUCCAACAUCAGCCCAAACUUCAGCUUGCUUCAUAGCACUGUACCUGAUUGCUCUUGGAACUGGUGGUAUCAAACCAUGUGUCUCAGCUUUUGGUGCAAACCAAUUUGAUGAUUCAGACAAGAAAGAGACAAUAAGGAAGAGCUCUUUCUUCAACUGGUUUUACUUCUCCAUUAAUAUUGGUGCACUUGUUGCUUCCUCAGUAUUAGUUUGGAUACAGAUGAACAUAGGCUGGGGAUGGGGUUUUGGAGUUCCUGCUGUUGCAAUGGUCAUUGCAAUUAUAUUUUUCUUUAGUGGUAGCAGACUCUACAGGCUUCAAAUACCUGGAGGCAGUCCCCUUACAAGGAUUUGUCAAGUAAUAGUUGCAGCCUUAAGGAAAAUCAGCCUUAGAGUGCCAGAUGAUGAGUCUCAUCUUCAUGAGACAGUAGAUGUAGAAUCUGUCAUCAAAGGGAGCCGCAAGCUUGAUCAUACAAAUCGCUUCAAGUGUUUGGAUAAGGCAGCCGUAGAGACCCAAUCUGACCUUGCCACAGGUUUGCCAAAUCCUUGGAGGCUCUGCACUGUGACACAAGUUGAGGAACUCAAAUCAGUGAUCUCUUUACUCCCAGUUUGGGCAUCAUUGAUUGCCUUUGCAACUGUAUACGGUCAAAUGAGCACCAUGUUUGUUCUACAAGGCAACACAAUGGACCAGCACAUUGGCCCUCACUUCAAAAUCCCAUCAGCUUCCCUUACCAUUUUCGACACACUAAGUGUCAUCUUCUGGGCUCCGUUUUAUGACCGCAUCAUUGUUCCAUAUGCAAGCAGGUUCACUGGCCACAAACAAGGGUUCACACAACUCCAAAGAAUGGGAAUUGGCCUUGUAAUCUCCACCAUAGCCAUGGUUGUUGCUGGCAUUCUAGAAGUUGUUCGCCUUGACAUGGUCAGAAAAAACAACUAUUAUGAACUUCAGACCAUCCCCUUGUCAAUCUUCUGGCAAGUGCCCCAGUACUUUCUUGUUGGAUGUGCAGAAGUUUUCACCAACAUUGGUUCCUUAGAGUUCUUCUAUGGUGAGGCACCAGAUGCUAUGAGAAGCUUUGGUAUGGCUCUCUCACUCACAACUAAUGCCUUGGGAAGUUAUGUUAGCACACUGCUUGUCACUAUUGUUACUAAGAUCACCACAAGACAUGGUAGUCUUGGUUGGAUCCCUGACAAUCUAAAUAGAGGCCACCUUGACUAUUUUUACUGGCUUUUGACCAUUCUGAGCUUUAUCAAUUUCUUUGUGUUUCUGUGGGUUGCAAAGAGUUACAGGUACAAGAAGGUGGCUGGAAAAUAG
Sphenostylis stenocarpa is the source of this 1701-nucleotide messenger RNA. The record is from the annotation of a GenBank genome assembly. NCBI's taxonomy places the organism in Eukaryota, Viridiplantae, Streptophyta, Magnoliopsida, Fabales, Fabaceae.